AUGGAAGAUAACAAAGGUUUGGAUGACAUUGAAUAUGAUGAUGAAUCAGUGGAUGAGUACUUGGAUAAAUACUUGAAUGGUGAAGGUGAAGGAUCAGGUGGACAUACCAUAAAAUUGGCUGAUCCUGAAAAAACAACGCCUUUACAUUAUGUGGAGGAGGCUAAACAAGCCCUAGCCGAUUUGAAAGCCAUAAUCAAAGAACCUGGUUGGAAAGGGGUAACGUCUAAAUAUACUAGGGUUUAUAGUAAAUUAGGAUCUUUAAGGAAUGAAAAGCUUCCAGUAUUUAUGGGUCAAUGUGAAAUACGGGGCUUUAGUCCGAUGCCAAUUUUUACAGUUAUCGGAAGGAGAAAGCUUUGGGAUGACUGGUUUGAAGAAGGGAGUAUAAUUGAAAGUUUGGACGAUACAACGAGCUUAACAUAUAUGGUCAUGCAAGGAAUUUCUGGGUCAAGAGCACGAGAUUUAUCUUUGGUGGAAAAAGUUGAAUGGAGUCCGAAUGGAACGAUCUAUUUUGCAUCUACAUCGGUUAACACAGCAAAAGUACCACAAGUACCUGGUAAAAUUCGUUCAACUCUCAGUCUCAGCGGUUGGAUCCUUGAACCUACUUCUAGUAAUCCACCUAGUACAAAAGUGACGUAUAUUCUUCAGCUUCAUGUUAAAGGAUGGAUUCCUUCGUUAGUUGCGAAGAAGUAUUUAGCAAAACGUCCUCUUAUCAUUAACAAAAUCAACAGCUAUUUGCAAAAACAUGGUGCACCUGAUAUAUCCCUUCCACCUACGCCGACAGGUUCCAAACAUACAACAUUGCUUAUAGAUAGGAAUGAACUAUACAAUAAUAAAGCAUUGAAAGCUCUGGCUUCUAUAGAUAACGAACAAGAUAAACCAAAAGAUAAUUAUGAAGAAGAAGAUUCUGAACUCAUGCCUAAGAUUCCUGAUCAGUCACCUAUUUUACCCUCGUCAUCCGAACACGAGCCCUCGGUACACCAACCAACUUCAUCAUCUGAAAAUCACUCUAACUUGCCUCAAGAAUCUAAACCAGAAUUAAAAGAGCUGAUCAUAGAAAAAGUGAAUUCAUAUCCUCAUCAAGACAACGCGUUGGAGGCUCUCAAGAUACUUAAAUCAUUAGUAAAAGAUCAAACCAGUUGGGAAUUGUAUUCAGAAAAUAAAGGAAUUAAGAUUUAUCAGAGGGAAAAUCCCGGUAAAUCUAUACCAUGCAUGCGUGGGGAUGUUACUAUCUACGGAGAUUUUCUUCCAGAAGACAUUCGCACAUAUGCUACCUCUUUAGACGCAAGAAAAUUGUGGGAUGAUCGAUAUGAGGAGGGUACUACGAUUGAACGAUAUAGUCUUACCGAUGUGCUUACUAGAACGGCUAUGAAGGGCACCUUCCCCAUCAGUGGUCGUGAUUUUUCAAUGAUUAGUACGGUUGAUCGUGACCCGGAUGGUACAAUUUGGUGUGCAACCACGUCGAUUGUUGACCCCAAAAUUCCCGAGAACAAAAAAUAUGUUCGAGCAGAAUUAAGUCUUGCUGGAUGGGAAUUACGACCUGUUUAUGACAGUGUUGGUAAUAGAAUCGCAAUUGAUGUUAAAUAUAUUGUGGAUACUGAUAUUAAACUUGAAUCAGUUCCAACGAGAAUUCUCAAGUCAAUAUCAAUGCAAACACCAAUGUGCGUUGCUAAAAUUGAUGAAUUAUUGAAAAAAAUUGGAUUUCCGCCAUAUAUUCGACAUACAACCGGGACAAUAAUAGAAGAAGAGUUUAAUACCAAAGAUUUUCAAUAUGAUUUAACAUUAUCAAAUACAGAAGAAGAAAGGAUUACUGAACUUCGAACAUCUAAUAAAAUGUAUCCUAAUGGCUUUAACAUUUCUACUAAACCGGAGAACGUCAAGGUUGAAUUGAAUUCAGAUGAUAGUGGAGUUGUCUGUAUCAUUGUUCCUGUUGAUAUUAAUGCAGAAAAAUUACAAAUAACAAUAGUUAAAAAUACAUCUAAAGAUGUUCAAAUUACUUGUAAUGGAAACCAAAUAUUAAGUAUGAAAUCUAAGGACGAAAAUAAGGACAAUGAACUUAGCAGAUCAAUCAAGGAGAAUUCAGAUGUUACGCCAAUGCAAACUGAAAUCACCCAAAAUUCCAACUUUUCUAAAGGUCAAGAUCAACAAAUAAGCAAGGUUGAUGUACAAUCAGAUAUAGCACGCGAAGUAUCUCAGGCCAACAUACAACCGGAUACCUCCAAGAAUAAUAUUGAUAUUAACCGUAAUAUUAGUAAGAAUGGUGAUAAUGUUGUAGUACCCAAAGAAUCAUCGAAAAUGUACAAACAAAGGAGUGACCUAAUAGUUUUUUCAGAACAAAUCAGAUUUGAUUACAAGCAACUUGGGCUAAUGUUCGCAUCUAUGUUAUUGGCAUAUCAAGCUGGAAAAUUCAGCGGGUGUUAA
Cetraspora pellucida is the source of this 2418-nucleotide messenger RNA. The record is from the annotation of a GenBank genome assembly. Lineage: Eukaryota; Fungi; Glomeromycota; Glomeromycetes; Diversisporales; Gigasporaceae.